Messenger RNA from Daucus carota subsp. sativus, 342 nucleotides. RefSeq lists its product as uncharacterized. The record is from RefSeq and is a predicted model, not a curated record. NCBI's taxonomy places the organism in Eukaryota, Viridiplantae, Streptophyta, Magnoliopsida, Apiales, Apiaceae. The transcript has 2 exons. The coding region runs from base 1 to 342 and encodes 113 amino acids. Gene Ontology annotation, molecular function: zinc ion binding.
AUGUCUUCCUAUAGCAGCUCUACUGUUCAAAAUACCGAUCUAUGUCAAUGCGGCCUGCUUCCAGUUUUGAAGACAUCCUGGACUGACAAUAACCCCGGCAGGAGGUUUUGGAGCUGUCGAAUGUACUUGAGAAAUGAGCGUAAGGGCUGUGGGUAUUACCGUUGGCAUGAUCCACCAGUUGAAGGGAGAUCGAAGAACAUAAUACCGGGUUUGCUCAGGAAGAUUGAAAUGCUUGAGGAAGAGAUAAAAGAACUGAAGAGGAAAGAGCAAAAAGAUGCAAUGUGGUUGAGGGUUGUGAUUGUUGUUGUUGUUUUAAUCUUGGGACUAGCUCUGUUACGUUAA